Molecule: messenger RNA, 537 nt
Organism: Acanthosepion pharaonis
Lineage: Eukaryota; Metazoa; Mollusca; Cephalopoda; Sepiida; Sepiidae
Source: the annotation of a GenBank genome assembly
AUGUUUUCUCUCUUGACUUCUUCUUCUCUUUUUCUUUCACUUCUUUCAUUAUUUCUUUUUCUUCCCUUUCUUUUAGUCUUCUUUAAAUUAUCUUCUGUUUUCUUUUAUGUGACACCGGUUGAUAAAGAGAACAAAGUGUUCAUUAAUGUUUUAACGUGUCUGAUUACAAUCCAUUUAAUCAUGAAGUUAGUAAGAUUUUUGAUGAAACUCAGCCAUGAAACUGUAACAAUUGAGUUGAAGAAUGGAACUUUGGUUCAUGGCACAAUCACUGGUGUGGAUGUAAGCAUGAACACUCAUUUGAAGGCAGUCAAGAUGACGUUAAAGAACAAGGAUCCUGUACAGUUGGAGACAUUAAGUAUACGUGGUAACAACAUUCGUUACUUUAUUUUGCCAGACAGUCUCCCUUUGGACACUCUAUUAAUUGAUGAUACGCCAAAAGCCAAAGCGAAGAAAAAAGAAAUGGCUGCUCCUGGUCGUGGACGAGGCAGGGGACGUGGCAGAGGACGAGGUCGUGGUAGAGGGCGAGGAAGGCGAUAA